AUGGGACUUGGUGGUUGCAUUCUUCAGGCUGAGUAUAAGUUUAUGAAGAAGGCUAUAAUGGCCUUCUUCUUCUCAGUAACAACCCCAUCUGGAAUUGCGAUCGGCAUGGCACUAUCGACUACUUACAGAGAAAAUAGCCCUCGUGCUUUGAUUACUGUUGGCUUACUUAAUGCCUCGUCGGCUGGCCUUCUGGUUUAUAUGGCUUUGGUGGAUCUUCUUACUGCUGAUUUCAUGGGAAAAAAAUUGCAAGGUAGCAUCAAGUUACAAAUCAAAUCUUAUAUGGCUGUUCUAUUGGGUGCUGGUGGGAUGUCUCUCAUGGCGAAAUGGGCUUAG
This is a messenger RNA of Fraxinus pennsylvanica, 333 nucleotides long. The record is from the annotation of a GenBank genome assembly. Lineage: Eukaryota; Viridiplantae; Streptophyta; Magnoliopsida; Lamiales; Oleaceae.